This is a messenger RNA of Neogale vison (American mink), 4641 nucleotides long. It is a transcript of the gene RNFT2, whose product is annotated as ring finger protein, transmembrane 2. NCBI's taxonomy places the organism in Eukaryota, Metazoa, Chordata, Mammalia, Carnivora, Mustelidae. The transcript has 11 exons. Gene Ontology annotation, biological process: positive regulation of ERAD pathway. Bases 586 to 1932 code for a protein of 448 amino acids. The record is from RefSeq and is a predicted model, not a curated record. Gene Ontology annotation, molecular function: ubiquitin protein ligase activity.
AGAACGCGUUUUUUUCCUUCGGGGACAGUCCGUGUAGUCUCCUGUCCUUGCAGUCCGAGGGCGUUUUGUGCUGAACGUUGGUUGCAGGCAUGCUCGCGGCUUUGUUCCUCAAGUGUACCUGCCGGCUUCCAGUGCUUGGAACGCAGGAGAUGCUCUCGCCAGCAUUUCGGUGCAGCCCUGUAACGGCCUGGGGGCGCAACUUAAAACAAAGCGUGCAUUAAGAAGUCUCAGGGUAAUUCUUCACAGGGAGGUAGUACGAUGAAUGGAGCAGAGUGGUUAAGAGGCGUUUCAUUUAGUCAUUCGGAUGCAUCCCACAUGCAAAAUUUUAUACCAGAAUUCAGUACUGGAAUAAUUAUGUAUGGCCUGCUUCCAAGAGUGAAUCUGAAGCCCCUCGAAGUCGAGCAUCUGAAGUAGAAUCUUGGACGUGUGAUUUAGGAAGGGUUUGGAGUCUGGUAAGCUCUGGUGACCUGUGCAUCCUUCUGAAGAGGACCGAGAGGCCUGCUAUCGCUGAAUUCUAGGGGUCACAACCCCAUCAGAGCCCUGCCGGCCCCGCUCAGACAUCAUCAACAUGGAGUUCUGAAGUCCAUGUGGCUCCUAACAGUGAACCAGGUCUUAAGGAAAAUGCAGAGACGCCACAGUAGUAACACGGAUAACGGGCCACCUGAAAGAAAUCGCAGCCAAGCACUCAGCUCUGAGGCAAGCGUGGAUGAAGGCGGUGUCUUUGAAAGUCUGAAGGCAGAGUCGGCCUCCCCACCUGCGCUCUUCUCCGGUCUCCCUGGCCUCCCAGCGGGCAGCCUGCCCACCACCCCAUUCCCAUCCAGCUUGGUGCUGGGGGCGUCGGCCGGAGGCGGAGACGUGUUCAUCCAGAUGCCUGCGUCCAGGGAGGAGGCUGGGGGCCGGGGCGAGGGGGGCGCCUACCACCACCGCCAGCCCCACCACCACUUCCACCACAGUGGCCACCGUGGGAGCUCGCUGCUGCAGCACGUGGGUGGGGACCACCGUGCCCACUCGGAUGAGGGGGGCGACGAGCAGCCAGGGACCCCUGCCCCUGCCCUGUCCGAGCUGAAGGCUGUGGUCUGCUGGCUCCAGAAGGGGCUGCCUUUCAUCCUGAUCCUCCUGGCCAAAGUGUGCUUCCAACACAAGCUCGGCAUUGCCGUGUGCAUCGGGAUGGCCAGCACCUUCGCCUACGCCAACUCUACACUUCGAGAACAGGUCUCUCUGAAGGAAAAGAGAUCGGUGCUGGUCAUCUUGUGGAUCUUGGCCUUUCUGGCGGGGAACACCCUGUAUGUGCUCUAUACGUUCAGUUCCCAACAGCUGUACAACAGCCUCAUAUUCCUGAAGCCCAACCUGGAGACGCUGGACUUCUUCGACCUGCUGUGGAUUGUGGGCAUUGCUGAUUUUGUGCUGAAGUAUGUCACCAUCGCCCUCAAGUGCCUCGUCGUGGCCCUGCCCAAGAUCAUCCUGGCCGUCAAGUCCAAGGGCAAGUUCUAUCUGGUCAUCGAGGAGUUGAGCCAGCUGUUUCGAUCACUUGUCCCCAUCCAGCUGUGGUAUAAAUACAUCAUGGGAGACGACUCCUCCAACAGCUACUUCCUAGGAGGGGUCCUGAUUGUUCUCUACAGCCUCUGCAAGUCAUUUGACAUCUGUGGUCGUGUGGGCGGAGUUAGGAAAGCCCUGAAGCUUCUCUGCACCUCUCAGAAUUACGGCGUCCGGGCCACUGGGCAGCAGUGCACAGAAGCCGGUGAUAUCUGUGCCAUCUGCCAGGCCGAGUUCCGGGACCCUCUGAUCCUCAUGUGCCAGCACGUGUUCUGUGAGGAGUGCCUCUGCCUCUGGCUGGACCGGGAGCGCACCUGCCCGCUCUGCCGCUCGGUUGCUGUGGAUACUCUGCGCUGCUGGAAGGACGGGGCCACUUCGGCACACUUCCAGGUGUAUUAGGGCUAAAGGACAAGGAACCCGAGCUCCAAGGCACGCUCUGGAAGCUGAGGGAUGGCCUGCGUGAUUGGGUUCGGCUCCAGGGACUUCCUGGAACACAUGCCUCAAGCGUUUACUAUCAUUCCUCCUGCCUUUGUCCACCUCCUUCCCUAAAGCCAGGCCCCUGUGCUCCUGACCUUUACCUUUCUCUCCUGUCCUGUGGCAUAGUGUGUGCAUCCUCGGUGCGGCCAUUCUUCCCUUCCAAGGGAAGGGACUGGUGAUAGGUCCUUCCUGUUGUUAUUUUAACUCAUAGCGACCUGAUGCUGCAUCCAGGGAAGGGCCUGGAGAUCACUGCCUCUCCCCAGAUGGCACAGGUCUGCAGAUUGGAAUUCACUGUGGAGCACUUCUCAAAUACAAAUGCAGGGCCUCACGUUGUCCCUGCAAUAACUGAGCGUACCAAGCACGUCGUGCCGUCUGAGCGUCUGGCUUGGGUGACCUCUUGUAAUCCUCGCAAAAGCCCUGGGCUGGAGGUCCUAUUGUUUCCUCUGUUUUACAGAUGAGGAAACUGAGGCACAGAGCUCCACGUGGUCACUUUCCCAGGGUCACCCAGCCAGCAGGGGUGGACCCUCUGUCUGGCUUCAGACUCUCAUCCACCAUGGUCACCCGCCGCUCAGACACUAUAGGCAUGGGGCCCAGCAGAUGUGGCUUUUUAGAAGCACGAGAGGUGAUUUUGAUGCCCAUCCAUGGCCCAGGUGCAUAGCACAUUUGGUUUGGGCCCCACUGAGGAUGCCAACAGGGAGCACUGGCUCUGGAAAUCUAGCUGUGGCUGGAUUCAUGGAAAGAGUUGGUCUUUAAAAUUGCCAUUUUGCUGGGCUCUGGCUGGGAUGCUCCAUCGCAUUUGGGUAUCAAGAAUGACCAGCUUUGGUCCCGAUGCAGAUUUCACUGGAUCUCCACACCUGUCCCCAUUUCUCUCCUCCCCCUUCUAUUCUCAUCCUGCCCCUCACUUAAGUCUCAGCCCGUCAACAGUGCCUGUAGCCGUCACCGUCUCCCCUGAUGGCCUUGCGAGCAAAAUGAACAAUUCACGUUACGGAUUUUUCCACAAGCCUGGGUGGUGGCGUAGAGUGCAGUCGCGGUCAGAGUUUCUGUAAUCUUUAUAACAGAGAGGUUGAUCUCGGUAACAGAACAGCUUCUCCACCUGUGCGACCCUCCCUGCUUUGAAUGUGGGAGAAGAUGGCACAGGUAAUCACUUAGAAGCUUCUGGAAUCUUGCCUGCCCUAACCCUCUCCCCACUCUUCUUCACUCACCAUCAACCUCAGCACAAUGGCUGGUGCCAGCGGCGUUACAGAGAAAUCAGUCUUGUGGCUCAGGAGCAGAUUAGCAACAAAGCCCCAGCAGAAAUGGUAGGAGACUUGCUGCCAUCUCGCUCUCAGCCAGUAAUAAGCCCACCCCAUCCCUGAUAGUUUCAGGACAUUUGCCCCCAUGUGCUGCCAAGCCAGGACCUUUUCCUGUGCCUGACAUCCCUGGCUCUUUCCUGGUACCCAGCAAGACAUCCCUCCCAGGGCAGCAUGGCAUCUUUCAAGCUCUGUUACUAUGGCAAUGGCUGCGAUGUUACAAUUCCACUUGCCUGGAUAAUCAAGUCGGAAGGGGAAGCGGAGGGAAAGGGGGCCGGGUGGAUGCGGCUACUCUGGUCCCCCUGCCUUGAGGAAGAACCAAAGGGAAGCAACGGGAGCUUCUGUGGCUGUUUUUUUUUAUCAGAAAGAUCACUGCCUGCAGAUGCCAUCAAAGAGACACAAGAAACUGAAGCUGGAGAAGAUUUAUUAACGUGCUAGCUUGUGACAAAGUGGAUAAGGCAGAAUUCUGAUUCCAAACUCUGCAUGACUUUGGGAAGCCACUUCACGUCCCCAUAGCCAUCUCCAGGAUGAUGAAACCUUGUGUGUUGAUCUGCUGGAGCCAGAAAAACUAGCAAUUGUGGAAGGGUGGGGAAGGCACUCAUGGGUUUGCCAGUUUCACUCGUGCCACCAAAAUAAUAGAGAAGAGAAACCCACACGUCUCUAACAAUCUUCAAAUAAUGAGCCAUGCCUUCGACGUUAUGAACAGUGUCACACGUGGAGGAUACGUGGGGGCAGGUGGGAUGAUUUAGUUUAGAAUUUUACUUAUUCAUUCCCCACCCUCUGGGGGGAAGUUCCGUCUGGAGGUUUUCUUUUGGAUGGGAGGAACUUCCGCCCUAAGGAGGGACAGCAGCCAGUGAAGUGUCCCAACCAUCGGGCUGCAUAGGUUCCCCACCAUGAGGGUAAAAGCAGCCAAGGGUUGUCAUUGGAAAGAAGAACAUUCUCCAUUGCCCAUCCUGGCUCUGCAACUCCUUUGUUAUAAGCAGGAUUAAUCACAUAUUGGAUCGGAGUAUCCUGCUCUUAAUAUUUUAUGAUUCACUGACUCAAGUUCCUGAAACUCUUGGAGAUGGCCCUCUAAAUGUAAAAGAUUUGGGGCAUAAUAAAUGUGAGACUAAAAAGGCAAGCUUUGGACCUGGAUGGAACAGGCUCAUUACCUUCAUAAGAGGAGAAAGUGAGAGACGCUUGGAGGCACCAGGCGCCUAAGACUUCGGGUUGGGAAAAGGACAUGUAAAGUGAGUCCUGGGAUCUCUCAGUAAUUUUGCUCUGGGCUGAACAGAGCUGCCUUUGGCGUUUUUAAUUUUCCCUUAAGUUCCCUUCUGCCAAUAAAUAUCAUCUGUUGAUGAAA